Molecule: messenger RNA, 22340 nt
Organism: Closterium sp. Naga37s-1
Lineage: Eukaryota; Viridiplantae; Streptophyta; Zygnematophyceae; Desmidiales; Closteriaceae
Source: the annotation of a GenBank genome assembly
AUGGGAUCCGGCGUCAUAGCCGAGUCACACCCCCUGCCCCCUCAUGCCAUCCGCUCCCCCCGCCCCUACCCUCUGCGUGCCCGCUCCCUCGCCGCCUCUUUUGACCCUCCCUGCCCCCCUCGCCGUUACCCACCGCUCGCCAUUCGCUCCUCCCCGCCCGUGCCCUCCCCUCGUUUACCUUCGCCUCCCCCCUCCCCUCCUCUGCUGCACGCCUCUUCCUUCCCCUCGCUAACCCACUCCACUCCCUGCCCCUCCCCAAUCCGCACCCUGCCCCUCGUUUCUCGCCCCCCUAUGCUUGGUUUCUCCCCUCCCUGCCCCUCGCCGCCUUUCUCCGCUCCCCACCUCCCCCCUCUCCCUGCCCCCCCACUCUCCUCCACUUGCCCUUGGCUUCCCACCUCCCUGCCCCACCUUUCCCCCCUCCGUGUGCUCAGCUUCUCCCCUCCCUGCCUCUCCCUCCUCCCCGCCCUGCCCCUCAUUUUCCGCCCCCCCACGCCCGGUUUCUCCCCUCCCUGCACCUCCCUUUCUUUCUCCGUGCCUCUCCUUUGCUCCCUCCCUGCCCCCGCCUGCCCAUGCCCCUGUCUUUGGUUUCUCCCCUCCCUGCCCCACGUUUCUUCCCUCCCUGAGAUCACCUUGUACCCCCUCUGCCCCUCCCUUGUUCUCCCCGCACCCAUUGCUUCUCCCCUCCCUGCCCUUGAUUUCCCGCACCCCUGCCCUUGUUUCCUACCAUCCAUGCCCCUCGUUUCCCCUCUUUGUACGUUCACCCUCUUCCCUCCCUGCCCCUCCCUUCCUCCCCCCCUGCCCUUUGCUUUCCCCUCCCCCUGCCCGUUGCUGCCCCUCCCCUUGCCCCCUCAACUCCCCUGCCCCCCGUACACCCCACUCCCGUCCAACCGCCCCCACCCUCCCCCGGCUGCCCGUUUCCGCUCUCCACCCCCGCGACCGUGUGCGGCUUCCAACCGCCCAACGGUGUCACACCCCCUGCCCCCUCAUGCCAUCCGCUCCCCCCGCCCCUACCCUCCGCGUGCCCGCUCCCUCGCCGCCUCUUUUGACCCUCCCUGCCCCCCUCGCCGUUACCCACCGCUCGCCAUUCGCUCCUCCCCGCCCGUGCCCUCCCCUCGUUUACCUUCGCCUCCCCCCUCCCCUCCUCUGCUGCACGCCUCUUCCUUCCCCUCGCUAACCCACUCCACUCCCUGCCCCUCCUCAAUCCGCACCCUGCCCCUCGUUUCUCGCCCCCCUACGCUUGGUUUCUCCCCUCCCUGCCCCUCGCCGCCUUUCUCCGCUCCCCACCUCCCCCCUCUCCCUGCCCCCCCACUCUCCUCCACUUGCCCUUGGCUUCCCACCUCCCUGCCCCACCUUUCCCCCCUCCGUGUGCUCAGCUUCUCCCCUCCCUGCCUCUCCCUCCUCCCCGCCCUGCCCCUCAUUUUCCGCCCCCCCACGCCCGGUUUCUCCCCUCCCUGCACCUCCCUUUCUUUCUCCGUGCCUCUCCUUUGCUCCCUCCCUGCCCCCGCCUGCCCAUGCCCCUGUCUUUGGUUUCUCCCCUCCCUGCCCCACGUUUCUUCCCUCCCUGAGAUCACCUUGUACCCCCUCUGCCCCUCCCUUGUUCUCCCCGCACCCAUUGCUUCUCCCCUCCCUGCCCUUGAUUUCCCGCACCCCUGCCCUUGUUUCCUACCAUCCAUGCCCCUCGUUUCCCCUCUUUGUACGUUCACCCUCUUCCCUCCCUGCCCCUCCCUUCCUCCCCCCCUGCCCUUUGCUUUCCCCUCCCCCUGCCCGUUGCUGCCCCUCCCCUUGCCCCCUCAACUCCCCUGCCCCCCGUACACCCCACUCCCGUCCAACCGCCCCCACCCUCCCCCGGCUGCCCGUUUCCGCUCUCCACCCCCGCGACCGUGUGCGGCUUCCAACCGCCCAACGGUGUCACACCCCCUGCCCCCUCAUGCCAUCCGCUCCCCCCGCCCCUACCCUCCGCGUGCCCGCUCCCUCGCCGCCUCUUUUGACCCUCCCUGCCCCCCUCGCCGUUACCCACCGCUCGCCAUUCGCUCCUCCCCGCCCGUGCCCUCCCCUCGUUUACCUUCGCCUCCCCCCUCCCCUCCUCUGCUGCACGCCUCUUCCUUCCCCUCGCUAACCCACUCCACUCCCUGCCCCUCCUCAAUCCGCACCCUGCCCCUCGUUUCUCGCCCCCCUACGCUUGGUUUCUCCCCUCCCUGCCCCUCGCCGCCUUUCUCCGCUCCCCACCUCCCCCCUCUCCCUGCCCCCCCACUCUCCUCCACUUGCCCUUGGCUUCCCACCUCCCUGCCCCACCUUUCCCCCCUCCGUGUGCUCAGCUUCUCCCCUCCCUGCCUCUCCCUCCUCCCCGCCCUGCCCCUCAUUUUCCGCCCCCCCACGCCCGGUUUCUCCCCUCCCUGCACCUCCCUUUCUUUCUCCGUGCCUCUCCUUUGCUCCCUCCCUGCCCCCGCCUGCCCAUGCCCCUGUCUUUGGUUUCUCCCCUCCCUGCCCCACGUUUCUUCCCUCCCUGAGAUCACCUUGUACCCCCUCUGCCCCUCCCUUGUUCUCCCCGCACCCAUUGCUUCUCCCCUCCCUGCCCUUGAUUUCCCGCACCCCUGCCCUUGUUUCCUACCAUCCAUGCCCCUCGUUUCCCCUCUUUGUACGUUCACCCUCUUCCCUCCCUGCCCCUCCCUUCCUCCCCCCCUGCCCUUUGCUUUCCCCUCCCCCUGCCCGUUGCUGCCCCUCCCCUUGCCCCCUCAACUCCCCUGCCCCCGUACACCCCACUCCCGUCCAACCGCCCCCACCCUCCCCCGGCUGCCCGUUUCCGCUCUCCACCCCCGCGACCGUUCACACCCCCUGCCCCCUCAUGCCAUCCGCUCCCCCCGCCCCUACCCUCCGCGUGCCCGCUCCCUCGCCGCCUCUUUUGACCCUCCCUGCCCCCCUCGCCGUUACCCACCGCUCGCCAUUCGCUCCUCCCCGCCCGUGCCCUCCCCUCGUUUACCUUCGCCUCCCCCCUCCCCUCCUCUGCUGCACGCCUCUUCCUUCCCCUCGCUAACCCACUCCACUCCCUGCCCCUCCUCAAUCCGCACCCUGCCCCUCGUUUCUCGCCCCCCUACGCUUGGUUUCUCCCCUCCCUGCCCCUCGCCGCCUUUCUCCGCUCCCCACCUCCCCCCUCUCCCUGCCCCCCCACUCUCCUCCACUUGCCCUUGGCUUCCCACCUCCCUGCCCCACCUUUCCCCCCUCCGUGUGCUCAGCUUCUCCCCUCCCUGCCUCUCCCUCCUCCCCGCCCUGCCCCUCAUUUUCCGCCCCCCCACGCCCGGUUUCUCCCCUCCCUGCACCUCCCUUUCUUUCUCCGUGCCUCUCCUUUGCUCCCUCCCUGCCCCCGCCUGCCCAUGCCCCUGUCUUUGGUUUCUCCCCUCCCUGCCCCACGUUUCUUCCCUCCCUGAGAUCACCUUGUACCCCCUCUGCCCCUCCCUUGUUCUCCCCGCACCCAUUGCUUCUCCCCUCCCUGCCCUUGAUUUCCCGCACCCCUGCCCUUGUUUCCUACCAUCCAUGCCCCUCGUUUCCCCUCUUUGUACGUUCACCCUCUUCCCUCCCUGCCCCUCCCUUCCUCCCCCCCUGCCCUUUGCUUUCCCCUCCCCCUGCCCGUUGCUGCCCCUCCCCUUGCCCCCUCAACUCCCCUGCCCCCCGUACACCCCACUCCCGUCCAACCGCCCCCACCCUCCCCCGGCUGCCCGUUUCCGCUCUCCACCCCCGCGACCGUGUGCGGCUUCCAACCGCCCAACGGUGUCACACCCCCUGCCCCCUCAUGCCAUCCGCUCCCCCCGCCCCUACCCUCCGCGUGCCCGCUCCCUCGCCGCCUCUUUUGACCCUCCCUGCCCCCCUCGCCGUUACCCACCGCUCGCCAUUCGCUCCUCCCCGCCCGUGCCCUCCCCUCGUUUACCUUCGCCUCCCCCCUCCCCUCCUCUGCUGCACGCCUCUUCCUUCCCCUCGCUAACCCACUCCACUCCCUGCCCCUCCUCAAUCCGCACCCUGCCCCUCGUUUCUCGCCCCCCUAUGCUUGGUUUCUCCCCCCCUGCCCUUUGCUUUCCCCUCGUUACGCUCCCUUCUCCCCAUCCCUGCUGCCCUCUUACCACCAUCAGCCCGUCCCCACCACCAGCCCCCCUCCCACCCUUCUCCCCCCCCCCUCUCCCUCUCUCUCUCUCUCUCUCUAUCUCUCUCACUCUCUCUCUCUCUCUCUCUCUUUCUCUCGCACACACACACACACACACACUCCCCUCCCCCACCCCCCACCCACAUCCUCCCGUUCUGCCCCUCCCUGCCCCUGUUCCACCCCCUCGCACGCCCCUCACCUCUCACCUCCGUUCAACUGGAUUCCCCCCCUCUGGUGCAUCCCUUGCAUCGCUCGCCCCUCUGCUCACCCUCUGCCCGCCCCUUUUCCUUGCCCUCAGCUGGCCCAGCCCCUGCCCGUUGCUGCCCCUCCCCUUGCCCCCUCAACUCCCCUGCCCCCCGUACACCCCACUCCCGUCCAACCGCCCCCACCCUCCCCCGGCUGCCCGUUUCCGCUCUCCACCCCCGCGACCGUGUGCGGCUUCCAACCGCCCAACGGUGUCACACCCCCUGCCCCCUCAUGCCAUCCGCUCCCCCCGCCCCUACCCUCCGCGUGCCCGCUCCCUCGCCGCCUCUUUUGACCCUCCCUGCCCCCCUCGCCGUUACCCACCGCUCGCCAUUCGCUCCUCCCCGCCCGUGCCCUCCCCUCGUUUACCUUCGCCUCCCCCCUCCCCUCCUCUGCUGCACGCCUCUUCCUUCCCCUCGCUAACCCACUCCACUCCCUGCCCCUCCUCAAUCCGCACCCUGCCCCUCGUUUCUCGCCCCCCUACGCUUGGUUUCUCCCCUCCCUGCCCCUCGCCGCCUUUCUCCGCUCCCCACCUCCCCCCUCUCCCUGCCCCCCCACUCUCCUCCACUUGCCCUUGGCUUCCCACCUCCCUGCCCCACCUUUCCCCCCUCCGUGUGCUCAGCUUCUCCCCUCCCUGCCUCUCCCUCCUCCCCGCCCUGCCCCUCAUUUUCCGCCCCCCCACGCCCGGUUUCUCCCCUCCCUGCACCUCCCUUUCUUUCUCCGUGCCUCUCCUUUGCUCCCUCCCUGCCCCCGCCUGCCCAUGCCCCUGUCUUUGGUUUCUCCCCUCCCUGCCCCACGUUUCUUCCCUCCCUGAGAUCACCUUGUACCCCCUCUGCCCCUCCCUUGUUCUCCCCGCACCCAUUGCUUCUCCCCUCCCUGCCCUUGAUUUCCCGCACCCCUGCCCUUGUUUCCUACCAUCCAUGCCCCUCGUUUCCCCUCUUUGUACGUUCACCCUCUUCCCUCCCUGCCCCUCCCUUCCUCCCCCCCUGCCCUUUGCUUUCCCCUCGUUACGCUCCCUUCUCCCCAUCCCUGCUGCCCUCUUACCACCAUCAGCCCGUCCCCACCACCAGCCCCCCUCCCACCCUUCUCCCCCCCCCCCUCUCCCUCUCUCUCUCCUCUCUCUCUCUCUCUUUCUCUCGCACACACACACACACACACACUCCCCUCCCCCACCCCCCACCCACAUCCUCCCGUUCUGCCCCUCCCUGCCCCUGUUCCACCCCCUCGCACGCCCCUCACCUCUCACCUCCGUUCAACUGGAUUCCCCCCCUCUGGUGCAUCCCUUGCAUCGCUCGCCCCUCUGCUCACCCUCUGCCCGCCCCUUUUCCUUGCCCUCAGCUGGCCCAGCCCCUGCCCGUUGCUGCCCCUCCCCUUGCCCCCUCAACUCCCCUGCCCCCCGUACACCCCACUCCCGUCCAACCGCCCCCACCCUCCCCCGGCUGCCCGUUUCCGCUCUCCACCCCCGCGACCGUUCACACCCCCUGCCCCCUCAUGCCAUCCGCUCCCCCCGCCCCUACCCUCCGCGUGCCCGCUCCCUCGCCGCCUCUUUUGACCCUCCCUGCCCCCCUCGCCGUUACCCACCGCUCGCCAUUCGCUCCUCCCCGCCCGUGCCCUCCCCUCGUUUACCUUCGCCUCCCCCCUCCCCUCCUCUGCUGCACGCCUCUUCCUUCCCCUCGCUAACCCACUCCACUCCCUGCCCCUCCUCAAUCCGCACCCUGCCCCUCGUUUCUCGCCCCCCUACGCUUGGUUUCUCCCCUCCCUGCCCCUCGCCGCCUUUCUCCGCUCCCCACCUCCCCCCUCUCCCUGCCCCCCCACUCUCCUCCACUUGCCCUUGGCUUCCCACCUCCCUGCCCCACCUUUCCCCCCUCCGUGUGCUCAGCUUCUCCCCUCCCUGCCUCUCCCUCCUCCCCGCCCUGCCCCUCAUUUUCCGCCCCCCCACGCCCGGUUUCUCCCCUCCCUGCACCUCCCUUUCUUUCUCCGUGCCUCUCCUUUGCUCCCUCCCUGCCCCCGCCUGCCCAUGCCCCUGUCUUUGGUUUCUCCCCUCCCUGCCCCACGUUUCUUCCCUCCCUGAGAUCACCUUGUACCCCCUCUGCCCCUCCCUUGUUCUCCCCGCACCCAUUGCUUCUCCCCUCCCUGCCCUUGAUUUCCCGCACCCCUGCCCUUGUUUCCUACCAUCCAUGCCCCUCGUUUCCCCUCUUUGUACGUUCACCCUCUUCCCUCCCUGCCCCUCCCUUCCUCCCCCCCUGCCCUUUGCUUUCCCCUCCCCCUGCCCGUUGCUGCCCCUCCCCUUGCCCCCUCAACUCCCCUGCCCCCCGUACACCCCACUCCCGUCCAACCGCCCCCACCCUCCCCCGGCUGCCCGUUUCCGCUCUCCACCCCCGCGACCGUGUGCGGCUUCCAACCGCCCAACGGUGUCACACCCCCUGCCCCCUCAUGCCAUCCGCUCCCCCCGCCCCUACCCUCCGCGUGCCCGCUCCCUCGCCGCCUCUUUUGACCCUCCCUGCCCCCCUCGCCGUUACCCACCGCUCGCCAUUCGCUCCUCCCCGCCCGUGCCCUCCCCUCGUUUACCUUCGCCUCCCCCCUCCCCUCCUCUGCUGCACGCCUCUUCCUUCCCCUCGCUAACCCACUCCACUCCCUGCCCCUCCUCAAUCCGCACCCUGCCCCUCGUUUCUCGCCCCCCUACGCUUGGUUUCUCCCCUCCCUGCCCCUCGCCGCCUUUCUCCGCUCCCCACCUCCCCCCUCUCCCUGCCCCCCCACUCUCCUCCACUUGCCCUUGGCUUCCCACCUCCCUGCCCCACCUUUCCCCCCUCCGUGUGCUCAGCUUCUCCCCUCCCUGCCUCUCCCUCCUCCCCGCCCUGCCCCUCAUUUUCCGCCCCCCCACGCCCGGUUUCUCCCCUCCCUGCACCUCCCUUUCUUUCUCCGUGCCUCUCCUUUGCUCCCUCCCUGCCCCCGCCUGCCCAUGCCCCUGUCUUUGGUUUCUCCCCUCCCUGCCCCACGUUUCUUCCCUCCCUGAGAUCACCUUGUACCCCCUCUGCCCCUCCCUUGUUCUCCCCGCACCCAUUGCUUCUCCCCUCCCUGCCCUUGAUUUCCCGCACCCCUGCCCUUGUUUCCUACCAUCCAUGCCCCUCGUUUCCCCUCUUUGUACGUUCACCCUCUUCCCUCCCUGCCCCUCCCUUCCUCCCCCCCUGCCCUUUGCUUUCCCCUCGUUACGCUCCCUUCUCCCCAUCCCUGCUGCCCUCUUACCACCAUCAGCCCGUCCCCACCACCAGCCCCCCUCCCACCCUUCUCCCCCCCCCCCUCUCCCUCUCUCUCUCUCUCUCUCUCUCUUUCUCUCGCACACACACACACACACACACUCCCCUCCCCCACCCCCCACCCACAUCCUCCCGUUCUGCCCCUCCCUGCCCCUGUUCCACCCCCUCGCACGCCCCUCACCUCUCACCUCCGUUCAACUGGAUUCCCCCCCUCUGGUGCAUCCCUUGCAUCGCUCGCCCCUCUGCUCACCCUCUGCCCGCCCCUUUUCCUUGCCCUCAGCUGGCCCAGCCCCUGCCCGUUGCUGCCCCUCCCCUUGCCCCCUCAACUCCCCUGCCCCCCGUACACCCCACUCCCGUCCAACCGCCCCCACCCUCCCCCGGCUGCCCGUUUCCGCUCUCCACCCCCGCGACCGUUCACACCCCCUGCCCCCUCAUGCCAUCCGCUCCCCCCGCCCCUACCCUCCGCGUGCCCGCUCCCUCGCCGCCUCUUUUGACCCUCCCUGCCCCCCUCGCCGUUACCCACCGCUCGCCAUUCGCUCCUCCCCGCCCGUGCCCUCCCCUCGUUUACCUUCGCCUCCCCCCUCCCCUCCUCUGCUGCACGCCUCUUCCUUCCCCUCGCUAACCCACUCCACUCCCUGCCCCUCCUCAAUCCGCACCCUGCCCCUCGUUUCUCGCCCCCCUACGCUUGGUUUCUCCCCUCCCUGCCCCUCGCCGCCUUUCUCCGCUCCCCACCUCCCCCCUCUCCCUGCCCCCCCACUCUCCUCCACUUGCCCUUGGCUUCCCACCUCCCUGCCCCACCUUUCCCCCCUCCGUGUGCUCAGCUUCUCCCCUCCCUGCCUCUCCCUCCUCCCCGCCCUGCCCCUCAUUUUCCGCCCCCCCACGCCCGGUUUCUCCCCUCCCUGCACCUCCCUUUCUUUCUCCGUGCCUCUCCUUUGCUCCCUCCCUGCCCCCGCCUGCCCAUGCCCCUGUCUUUGGUUUCUCCCCUCCCUGCCCCACGUUUCUUCCCUCCCUGAGAUCACCUUGUACCCCCUCUGCCCCUCCCUUGUUCUCCCCGCACCCAUUGCUUCUCCCCUCCCUGCCCUUGAUUUCCCGCACCCCUGCCCUUGUUUCCUACCAUCCAUGCCCCUCGUUUCCCCUCUUUGUACGUUCACCCUCUUCCCUCCCUGCCCCUCCCUUCCUCCCCCCCUGCCCUUUGCUUUCCCCUCGUUACGCUCCCUUCUCCCCAUCCCUGCUGCCCUCUUACCACCAUCAGCCCGUCCCCACCACCAGCCCCCCUCCCACCCUUCUCCCCCCCCCCCUCUCCCUCUCUCUCUCUCUCUCUCUCUCUUUCUCUCGCACACACACACACACACACACUCCCCUCCCCCACCCCCCACCCACAUCCUCCCGUUCUGCCCCUCCCUGCCCCUGUUCCACCCCCUCGCACGCCCCUCACCUCUCACCUCCGUUCAACUGGAUUCCCCCCCUCUGGUGCAUCCCUUGCAUCGCUCGCCCCUCUGCUCACCCUCUGCCCGCCCCUUUUCCUUGCCCUCAGCUGGCCCAGCCCCUGCCCGUUGCUGCCCCUCCCCUUGCCCCCUCAACUCCCCUGCCCCCCGUACACCCCACUCCCGUCCAACCGCCCCCACCCUCCCCCGGCUGCCCGUUUCCGCUCUCCACCCCCGCGACCGUUCACACCCCCUGCCCCCUCAUGCCAUCCGCUCCCCCCGCCCCUACCCUCCGCGUGCCCGCUCCCUCGCCGCCUCUUUUGACCCUCCCUGCCCCCCUCGCCGUUACCCACCGCUCGCCAUUCGCUCCUCCCCGCCCGUGCCCUCCCCUCGUUUACCUUCGCCUCCCCCCUCCCCUCCUCUGCUGCACGCCUCUUCCUUCCCCUCGCUAACCCACUCCACUCCCUGCCCCUCCUCAAUCCGCACCCUGCCCCUCGUUUCUCGCCCCCCUACGCUUGGUUUCUCCCCUCCCUGCCCCUCGCCGCCUUUCUCCGCUCCCCACCUCCCCCCUCUCCCUGCCCCCCCACUCUCCUCCACUUGCCCUUGGCUUCCCACCUCCCUGCCCCACCUUUCCCCCCUCCGUGUGCUCAGCUUCUCCCCUCCCUGCCUCUCCCUCCUCCCCGCCCUGCCCCUCAUUUUCCGCCCCCCCACGCCCGGUUUCUCCCCUCCCUGCACCUCCCUUUCUUUCUCCGUGCCUCUCCUUUGCUCCCUCCCUGCCCCCGCCUGCCCAUGCCCCUGUCUUUGGUUUCUCCCCUCCCUGCCCCACGUUUCUUCCCUCCCUGAGAUCACCUUGUACCCCCUCUGCCCCUCCCUUGUUCUCCCCGCACCCAUUGCUUCUCCCCUCCCUGCCCUUGAUUUCCCGCACCCCUGCCCUUGUUUCCUACCAUCCAUGCCCCUCGUUUCCCCUCUUUGUACGUUCACCCUCUUCCCUCCCUGCCCCUCCCUUCCUCCCCCCCUGCCCUUUGCUUUCCCCUCCCCCUGCCCGUUGCUGCCCCUCCCCUUGCCCCCUCAACUCCCCUGCCCCCCGUACACCCCACUCCCGUCCAACCGCCCCCACCCUCCCCCGGCUGCCCGUUUCCGCUCUCCACCCCCGCGACCGUGUGCGGCUUCCAACCGCCCAACGGUGUCACACCCCCUGCCCCCUCAUGCCAUCCGCUCCCCCCGCCCCUACCCUCCGCGUGCCCGCUCCCUCGCCGCCUCUUUUGACCCUCCCUGCCCCCCUCGCCGUUACCCACCGCUCGCCAUUCGCUCCUCCCCGCCCGUGCCCUCCCCUCGUUUACCUUCGCCUCCCCCCUCCCCUCCUCUGCUGCACGCCUCUUCCUUCCCCUCGCUAACCCACUCCACUCCCUGCCCCUCCUCAAUCCGCACCCUGCCCCUCGUUUCUCGCCCCCCUACGCUUGGUUUCUCCCCUCCCUGCCCCUCGCCGCCUUUCUCCGCUCCCCACCUCCCCCCUCUCCCUGCCCCCCCACUCUCCUCCACUUGCCCUUGGCUUCCCACCUCCCUGCCCCACCUUUCCCCCCUCCGUGUGCUCAGCUUCUCCCCUCCCUGCCUCUCCCUCCUCCCCGCCCUGCCCCUCAUUUUCCGCCCCCCCACGCCCGGUUUCUCCCCUCCCUGCACCUCCCUUUCUUUCUCCGUGCCUCUCCUUUGCUCCCUCCCUGCCCCCGCCUGCCCAUGCCCCUGUCUUUGGUUUCUCCCCUCCCUGCCCCACGUUUCUUCCCUCCCUGAGAUCACCUUGUACCCCCUCUGCCCCUCCCUUGUUCUCCCCGCACCCAUUGCUUCUCCCCUCCCUGCCCUUGAUUUCCCGCACCCCUGCCCUUGUUUCCUACCAUCCAUGCCCCUCGUUUCCCCUCUUUGUACGUUCACCCUCUUCCCUCCCUGCCCCUCCCUUCCUCCCCCCCUGCCCUUUGCUUUCCCCUCGUUACGCUCCCUUCUCCCCAUCCCUGCUGCCCUCUUACCACCAUCAGCCCGUCCCCACCACCAGCCCCCCUCCCACCCUUCUCCCCCCCCCCCUCUCCCUCUCUCUCUCUCUCUCUCUCUCUUUCUCUCGCACACACACACACACACACACUCCCCUCCCCCACCCCCCACCCACAUCCUCCCGUUCUGCCCCUCCCUGCCCCUGUUCCACCCCCUCGCACGCCCCUCACCUCUCACCUCCGUUCAACUGGAUUCCCCCCCUCUGGUGCAUCCCUUGCAUCGCUCGCCCCUCUGCUCACCCUCUGCCCGCCCCUUUUCCUUGCCCUCAGCUGGCCCAGCCCCUGCCCGUUGCUGCCCCUCCCCUUGCCCCCUCAACUCCCCUGCCCCCCGUACACCCCACUCCCGUCCAACCGCCCCCACCCUCCCCCGGCUGCCCGUUUCCGCUCUCCACCCCCGCGACCGUUCACACCCCCUGCCCCCUCAUGCCAUCCGCUCCCCCCGCCCCUACCCUCCGCGUGCCCGCUCCCUCGCCGCCUCUUUUGACCCUCCCUGCCCCCCUCGCCGUUACCCACCGCUCGCCAUUCGCUCCUCCCCGCCCGUGCCCUCCCCUCGUUUACCUUCGCCUCCCCCCUCCCCUCCUCUGCUGCACGCCUCUUCCUUCCCCUCGCUAACCCACUCCACUCCCUGCCCCUCCUCAAUCCGCACCCUGCCCCUCGUUUCUCGCCCCCCUAUGCUUGGUUUCUCCCCCCCUGCCCUUUGCUUUCCCCUCGUUACGCUCCCUUCUCCCCAUCCCUGCUGCCCUCUUACCACCAUCAGCCCCCCCUGCCCGUUGCUGCCCCUCCCCUUGCCCCCUCAACUCCCCUGCCCCCCGUACACCCCACUCCCGUCCAACCGCCCCCACCCUCCCCCGGCUGCCCGUUUCCGCUCUCCACCCCCGCGACCGUGUGCGGCUUCCAACCGCCCAACGGUGUCACACCCCCUGCCCCCUCAUGCCAUCCGCUCCCCCCGCCCCUACCCUCCGCGUGCCCGCUCCCUCGCCGCCUCUUUUGACCCUCCCUGCCCCCCUCGCCGUUACCCACCGCUCGCCAUUCGCUCCUCCCCGCCCGUGCCCUCCCCUCGUUUACCUUCGCCUCCCCCCUCCCCUCCUCUGCUGCACGCCUCUUCCUUCCCCUCGCUAACCCACUCCACUCCCUGCCCCUCCUCAAUCCGCACCCUGCCCCUCGUUUCUCGCCCCCCUACGCUUGGUUUCUCCCCUCCCUGCCCCUCGCCGCCUUUCUCCGCUCCCCACCUCCCCCCUCUCCCUGCCCCCCCACUCUCCUCCACUUGCCCUUGGCUUCCCACCUCCCUGCCCCACCUUUCCCCCCUCCGUGUGCUCAGCUUCUCCCCUCCCUGCCUCUCCCUCCUCCCCGCCCUGCCCCUCAUUUUCCGCCCCCCCACGCCCGGUUUCUCCCCUCCCUGCACCUCCCUUUCUUUCUCCGUGCCUCUCCUUUGCUCCCUCCCUGCCCCCGCCUGCCCAUGCCCCUGUCUUUGGUUUCUCCCCUCCCUGCCCCACGUUUCUUCCCUCCCUGAGAUCACCUUGUACCCCCUCUGCCCCUCCCUUGUUCUCCCCGCACCCAUUGCUUCUCCCCUCCCUGCCCUUGAUUUCCCGCACCCCUGCCCUUGUUUCCUACCAUCCAUGCCCCUCGUUUCCCCUCUUUGUACGUUCACCCUCUUCCCUCCCUGCCCCUCCCUUCCUCCCCCCCUGCCCUUUGCUUUCCCCUCGUUACGCUCCCUUCUCCCCAUCCCUGCUGCCCUCUUACCACCAUCAGCCCGUCCCCACCACCAGCCCCCCUCCCACCCUUCUCCCCCCCCCCCUCUCCCUCUCUCUCUCUCUCUCUCUCUCUUUCUCUCGCACACACACACACACACACACUCCCCUCCCCCACCCCCCACCCACAUCCUCCCGUUCUGCCCCUCCCUGCCCCUGUUCCACCCCCUCGCACGCCCCUCACCUCUCACCUCCGUUCAACUGGAUUCCCCCCCUCUGGUGCAUCCCUUGCAUCGCUCGCCCCUCUGCUCACCCUCUGCCCGCCCCUUUUCCUUGCCCUCAGCUGGCCCAGCCCCUGCCCGUUGCUGCCCCUCCCCUUGCCCCCUCAACUCCCCUGCCCCCCGUACACCCCACUCCCGUCCAACCGCCCCCACCCUCCCCCGGCUGCCCGUUUCCGCUCUCCACCCCCGCGACCGUUCACACCCCCUGCCCCCUCAUGCCAUCCGCUCCCCCCGCCCCUACCCUCCGCGUGCCCGCUCCCUCGCCGCCUCUUUUGACCCUCCCUGCCCCCCUCGCCGUUACCCACCGCUCGCCAUUCGCUCCUCCCCGCCCGUGCCCUCCCCUCGUUUACCUUCGCCUCCCCCCUCCCCUCCUCUGCUGCACGCCUCUUCCUUCCCCUCGCUAACCCACUCCACUCCCUGCCCCUCCUCAAUCCGCACCCUGCCCCUCGUUUCUCGCCCCCCUACGCUUGGUUUCUCCCCUCCCUGCCCCUCGCCGCCUUUCUCCGCUCCCCACCUCCCCCCUCUCCCUGCCCCCCCACUCUCCUCCACUUGCCCUUGGCUUCCCACCUCCCUGCCCCACCUUUCCCCCCUCCGUGUGCUCAGCUUCUCCCCUCCCUGCCUCUCCCUCCUCCCCGCCCUGCCCCUCAUUUUCCGCCCCCCCACGCCCGGUUUCUCCCCUCCCUGCACCUCCCUUUCUUUCUCCGUGCCUCUCCUUUGCUCCCUCCCUGCCCCCGCCUGCCCAUGCCCCUGUCUUUGGUUUCUCCCCUCCCUGCCCCACGUUUCUUCCCUCCCUGAGAUCACCUUGUACCCCCUCUGCCCCUCCCUUGUUCUCCCCGCACCCAUUGCUUCUCCCCUCCCUGCCCUUGAUUUCCCGCACCCCUGCCCUUGUUUCCUACCAUCCAUGCCCCUCGUUUCCCCUCUUUGUACGUUCACCCUCUUCCCUCCCUGCCCCUCCCUUCCUCCCCCCCUGCCCUUUGCUUUCCCCUCGUUACGCUCCCUUCUCCCCAUCCCUGCUGCCCUCUUACCACCAUCAGCCCGUCCCCACCACCAGCCCCCCUCCCACCCUUCUCCCCCCCCCCCUCUCCCUCUCUCUCUCUCUCUCUCUCUCUUUCUCUCGCACACACACACACACACACACUCCCCUCCCCCACCCCCCACCCACAUCCUCCCGUUCUGCCCCUCCCUGCCCCUGUUCCACCCCCUCGCACGCCCCUCACCUCUCACCUCCGUUCAACUGGAUUCCCCCCCUCUGGUGCAUCCCUUGCAUCGCUCGCCCCUCUGCUCACCCUCUGCCCGCCCCUUUUCCUUGCCCUCAGCUGGCCCAGCCCCUGCCCGUUGCUGCCCCUCCCCUUGCCCCCUCAACUCCCCUGCCCCCCGUACACCCCACUCCCGUCCAACCGCCCCCACCCUCCCCCGGCUGCCCGUUUCCGCUCUCCACCCCCGCGACCGUUCACACCCCCUGCCCCCUCAUGCCAUCCGCUCCCCCCGCCCCUACCCUCCGCGUGCCCGCUCCCUCGCCGCCUCUUUUGACCCUCCCUGCCCCCCUCGCCGUUACCCACCGCUCGCCAUUCGCUCCUCCCCGCCCGUGCCCUCCCCUCGUUUACCUUCGCCUCCCCCCUCCCCUCCUCUGCUGCACGCCUCUUCCUUCCCCUCGCUAACCCACUCCACUCCCUGCCCCUCCUCAAUCCGCACCCUGCCCCUCGUUUCUCGCCCCCCUACGCUUGGUUUCUCCCCUCCCUGCCCCUCGCCGCCUUUCUCCGCUCCCCACCUCCCCCCUCUCCCUGCCCCCCCACUCUCCUCCACUUGCCCUUGGCUUCCCACCUCCCUGCCCCACCUUUCCCCCCUCCGUGUGCUCAGCUUCUCCCCUCCCUGCCUCUCCCUCCUCCCCGCCCUGCCCCUCAUUUUCCGCCCCCCCACGCCCGGUUUCUCCCCUCCCUGCACCUCCCUUUCUUUCUCCGUGCCUCUCCUUUGCUCCCUCCCUGCCCCCGCCUGCCCAUGCCCCUGUCUUUGGUUUCUCCCCUCCCUGCCCCACGUUUCUUCCCUCCCUGAGAUCACCUUGUACCCCCUCUGCCCCUCCCUUGUUCUCCCCGCACCCAUUGCUUCUCCCCUCCCUGCCCUUGAUUUCCCGCACCCCUGCCCUUGUUUCCUACCAUCCAUGCCCCUCGUUUCCCCUCUUUGUACGUUCACCCUCUUCCCUCCCUGCCCCUCCCUUCCUCCCCCCCUGCCCUUUGCUUUCCCCUCCCCCUGCCCGUUGCUGCCCCUCCCCUUGCCCCCUCAACUCCCCUGCCCCCCGUACACCCCACUCCCGUCCAACCGCCCCCACCCUCCCCCGGCUGCCCGUUUCCGCUCUCCACCCCCGCGACCGUGUGCGGCUUCCAACCGCCCAACGGUGUCACACCCCCUGCCCCCUCAUGCCAUCCGCUCCCCCCGCCCCUACCCUCCGCGUGCCCGCUCCCUCGCCGCCUCUUUUGACCCUCCCUGCCCCCCUCGCCGUUACCCACCGCUCGCCAUUCGCUCCUCCCCGCCCGUGCCCUCCCCUCGUUUACCUUCGCCUCCCCCCUCCCCUCCUCUGCUGCACGCCUCUUCCUUCCCCUCGCUAACCCACUCCACUCCCUGCCCCUCCUCAAUCCGCACCCUGCCCCUCGUUUCUCGCCCCCCUACGCUUGGUUUCUCCCCUCCCUGCCCCUCGCCGCCUUUCUCCGCUCCCCACCUCCCCCCUCUCCCUGCCCCCCCACUCUCCUCCACUUGCCCUUGGCUUCCCACCUCCCUGCCCCACCUUUCCCCCCUCCGUGUGCUCAGCUUCUCCCCUCCCUGCCUCUCCCUCCUCCCCGCCCUGCCCCUCAUUUUCCGCCCCCCCACGCCCGGUUUCUCCCCUCCCUGCACCUCCCUUUCUUUCUCCGUGCCUCUCCUUUGCUCCCUCCCUGCCCCCGCCUGCCCAUGCCCCUGUCUUUGGUUUCUCCCCUCCCUGCCCCACGUUUCUUCCCUCCCUGAGAUCACCUUGUACCCCCUCUGCCCCUCCCUUGUUCUCCCCGCACCCAUUGCUUCUCCCCUCCCUGCCCUUGAUUUCCCGCACCCCUGCCCUUGUUUCCUACCAUCCAUGCCCCUCGUUUCCCCUCUUUGUACGUUCACCCUCUUCCCUCCCUGCCCCUCCCUUCCUCCCCCCCUGCCCUUUGCUUUCCCCUCGUUACGCUCCCUUCUCCCCAUCCCUGCUGCCCUCUUACCACCAUCAGCCCGUCCCCACCACCAGCCCCCCUCCCACCCUUCUCCCCCCCCCCCUCUCCCUCUCUCUCUCUCUCUCUCUCUCUUUCUCUCGCACACACACACACACACACACUCCCCUCCCCCACCCCCCACCCACAUCCUCCCGUUCUGCCCCUCCCUGCCCCUGUUCCACCCCCUCGCACGCCCCUCACCUCUCACCUCCGUUCAACUGGAUUCCCCCCCUCUGGUGCAUCCCUUGCAUCGCUCGCCCCUCUGCUCACCCUCUGCCCGCCCCUUUUCCUUGCCCUCAGCUGGCCCAGCCCCUGCCCGUUGCUGCCCCUCCCCUUGCCCCCUCAACUCCCCUGCCCCCCGUACACCCCACUCCCGUCCAACCGCCCCCACCCUCCCCCGGCUGCCCGUUUCCGCUCUCCACCCCCGCGACCGUUCACACCCCCUGCCCCCUCAUGCCAUCCGCUCCCCCCGCCCCUACCCUCCGCGUGCCCGCUCCCUCGCCGCCUCUUUUGACCCUCCCUGCCCCCCUCGCCGUUACCCACCGCUCGCCAUUCGCUCCUCCCCGCCCGUGCCCUCCCCUCGUUUACCUUCGCCUCCCCCCUCCCCUCCUCUGCUGCACGCCUCUUCCUUCCCCUCGCUAACCCACUCCACUCCCUGCCCCUCCUCAAUCCGCACCCUGCCCCUCGUUUCUCGCCCCCCUAUGCUUGGUUUCUCCCCCCCUGCCCUUUGCUUUCCCCUCGUUACGCUCCCUUCUCCCCAUCCCUGCUGCCCUCUUACCACCAUCAGCCCGUCCCCACCACCAGCCCCCCUCCCACCCUUCUCCCCCCCCCCUCUCCCUCUCUCUCUCUCUCUCUAUCUCUCUCACUCUCUCUCUCUCUCUCUCUCUUCUCUCGCACACACACACACACACACACUCCCCUCCCCCACCCCCCACCCACAUCCUCCCGUUCUGCCCCUCCCUGCCCCUGUUCCACCCCCUCGCACGCCCCUCACCUCUCACCUCCGUUCAACUGGAUUCCCCCCCUCUGGUGCAUCCCUUGCAUCGCUCGCCCCUCUGCUCACCCUCUGCCCGCCCCUUUUCCUUGCCCUCAGCUGGCCCAGCCCCUGCCCGUUGCUGCCCCUCCCCUUGCCCCCUCAACUCCCCUGCCCCCCGUACACCCCACUCCCGUCCAACCGCCCCCACCCUCCCCCGGCUGCCCGUUUCCGCUCUCCACCCCCGCGACCGUGUGCGGCUUCCAACCGCCCAACGGUGUCACACCCCCUGCCCCCUCAUGCCAUCCGCUCCCCCCGCCCCUACCCUCCGCGUGCCCGCUCCCUCGCCGCCUCUUUUGACCCUCCCUGCCCCCCUCGCCGUUACCCACCGCUCGCCAUUCGCUCCUCCCCGCCCGUGCCCUCCCCUCGUUUACCUUCGCCUCCCCCCUCCCCUCCUCUGCUGCACGCCUCUUCCUUCCCCUCGCUAACCCACUCCACUCCCUGCCCCUCCUCAAUCCGCACCCUGCCCCUCGUUUCUCGCCCCCCUAUGCUUGGUUUCUCCCCCCCUGCCCUUUGCUUUCCCCUCGUUACGCUCCCUUCUCCCCAUCCCUGCUGCCCUCUUACCACCAUCAGCCCCCCCUGCCCGUUGCUGCCCCUCCCCUUGCCCCCUCAACUCCCCUGCCCCCCGUACACCCCACUCCCGUCCAACCGCCCCCACCCUCCCCCGGCUGCCCGUUUCCGCUCUCCACCCCCGCGACCGUGUGCGGCUUCCAACCGCCCAACGGUGUCACACCCCCUGCCCCCUCAUGCCAUCCGCUCCCCCCGCCCCUACCCUCCGCGUGCCCGCUCCCUCGCCGCCUCUUUUGACCCUCCCUGCCCCCCUCGCCGUUACCCACCGCUCGCCAUUCGCUCCUCCCCGCCCGUGCCCUCCCCUCGUUUACCUUCGCCUCCCCCCUCCCCUCCUCUGCUGCACGCCUCUUCCUUCCCCUCGCUAACCCACUCCACUCCCUGCCCCUCCUCAAUCCGCACCCUGCCCCUCGUUUCUCGCCCCCCUACGCUUGGUUUCUCCCCUCCCUGCCCCUCGCCGCCUUUCUCCGCUCCCCACCUCCCCCCUCUCCCUGCCCCCCCACUCUCCUCCACUUGCCCUUGGCUUCCCACCUCCCUGCCCCACCUUUCCCCCCUCCGUGUGCUCAGCUUCUCCCCUCCCUGCCUCUCCCUCCUCCCCGCCCUGCCCCUCAUUUUCCGCCCCCCCACGCCCGGUUUCUCCCCUCCCUGCACCUCCCUUUCUUUCUCCGUGCCUCUCCUUUGCUCCCUCCCUGCCCCCGCCUGCCCAUGCCCCUGUCUUUGGUUUCUCCCCUCCCUGCCCCACGUUUCUUCCCUCCCUGAGAUCACCUUGUACCCCCUCUGCCCCUCCCUUGUUCUCCCCGCACCCAUUGCUUCUCCCCUCCCUGCCCUUGAUUUCCCGCACCCCUGCCCUUGUUUCCUACCAUCCAUGCCCCUCGUUUCCCCUCUUUGUACGUUCACCCUCUUCCCUCCCUGCCCCUCCCUUCCUCCCCCCCUGCCCUUUGCUUUCCCCUCGUUACGCUCCCUUCUCCCCAUCCCUGCUGCCCUCUUACCACCAUCAGCCCGUCCCCACCACCAGCCCCCCUCCCACCCUUCUCCCCCCCCCCCUCUCCCUCUCUCUCUCUCUCUCUCUCUCUUUCUCUCGCACACACACACACACACACACUCCCCUCCCCCACCCCCCACCCACAUCCUCCCGUUCUGCCCCUCCCUGCCCCUGUUCCACCCCCUCGCACGCCCCUCACCUCUCACCUCCGUUCAACUGGAUUCCCCCCCUCUGGUGCAUCCCUUGCAUCGCUCGCCCCUCUGCUCACCCUCUGCCCGCCCCUUUUCCUUGCCCUCAGCUGGCCCAGCCCCUGCCCGUUGCUGCCCCUCCCCUUGCCCCCUCAACUCCCCUGCCCCCCGUACACCCCACUCCCGUCCAACCGCCCCCACCCUCCCCCGGCUGCCCGUUUCCGCUCUCCACCCCCGCGACCGUUCACACCCCCUGCCCCCUCAUGCCAUCCGCUCCCCCCGCCCCUACCCUCCGCGUGCCCGCUCCCUCGCCGCCUCUUUUGACCCUCCCUGCCCCCCUCGCCGUUACCCACCGCUCGCCAUUCGCUCCUCCCCGCCCGUGCCCUCCCCUCGUUUACCUUCGCCUCCCCCCUCCCCUCCUCUGCUGCACGCCUCUUCCUUCCCCUCGCUAACCCACUCCACUCCCUGCCCCUCCUCAAUCCGCACCCUGCCCCUCGUUUCUCGCCCCCCUACGCUUGGUUUCUCCCCUCCCUGCCCCUCGCCGCCUUUCUCCGCUCCCCACCUCCCCCCUCUCCCUGCCCCCCCACUCUCCUCCACUUGCCCUUGGCUUCCCACCUCCCUGCCCCACCUUUCCCCCCUCCGUGUGCUCAGCUUCUCCCCUCCCUGCCUCUCCCUCCUCCCCGCCCUGCCCCUCAUUUUCCGCCCCCCCACGCCCGGUUUCUCCCCUCCCUGCACCUCCCUUUCUUUCUCCGUGCCUCUCCUUUGCUCCCUCCCUGCCCCCGCCUGCCCAUGCCCCUGUCUUUGGUUUCUCCCCUCCCUGCCCCACGUUUCUUCCCUCCCUGAGAUCACCUUGUACCCCCUCUGCCCCUCCCUUGUUCUCCCCGCACCCAUUGCUUCUCCCCUCCCUGCCCUUGAUUUCCCGCACCCCUGCCCUUGUUUCCUACCAUCCAUGCCCCUCGUUUCCCCUCUUUGUACGUUCACCCUCUUCCCUCCCUGCCCCUCCCUUCCUCCCCCCCUGCCCUUUGCUUUCCCCUCGUUACGCUCCCUUCUCCCCAUCCCUGCUGCCCUCUUACCACCAUCAGCCCGUCCCCACCACCAGCCCCCCUCCCACCCUUCUCCCCCCCCCCCUCUCCCUCUCUCUCUCUCUCUCUCUCUCUUUCUCUCGCACACACACACACACACACACUCCCCUCCCCCACCCCCCACCCACAUCCUCCCGUUCUGCCCCUCCCUGCCCCUGUUCCACCCCCUCGCACGCCCCUCACCUCUCACCUCCGUUCAACUGGAUUCCCCCCCUCUGGUGCAUCCCUUGCAUCGCUCGCCCCUCUGCUCACCCUCUGCCCGCCCCUUUUCCUUGCCCUCAGCUGGCCCAGCCCCUGCCCGUUGCUGCCCCUCCCCUUGCCCCCUCAACUCCCCUGCCCCCCGUACACCCCACUCCCGUCCAACCGCCCCCACCCUCCCCCGGCUGCCCGUUUCCGCUCUCCACCCCCGCGACCGUUCACACCCCCUGCCCCCUCAUGCCAUCCGCUCCCCCCGCCCCUACCCUCCGCGUGCCCGCUCCCUCGCCGCCUCUUUUGACCCUCCCUGCCCCCCUCGCCGUUACCCACCGCUCGCCAUUCGCUCCUCCCCGCCCGUGCCCUCCCCUCGUUUACCUUCGCCUCCCCCCUCCCCUCCUCUGCUGCACGCCUCUUCCUUCCCCUCGCUAACCCACUCCACUCCCUGCCCCUCCUCAAUCCGCACCCUGCCCCUCGUUUCUCGCCCCCCUACGCUUGGUUUCUCCCCUCCCUGCCCCUCGCCGCCUUUCUCCGCUCCCCACCUCCCCCCUCUCCCUGCCCCCCCACUCUCCUCCACUUGCCCUUGGCUUCCCACCUCCCUGCCCCACCUUUCCCCCCUCCGUGUGCUCAGCUUCUCCCCUCCCUGCCUCUCCCUCCUCCCCGCCCUGCCCCUCAUUUUCCGCCCCCCCACGCCCGGUUUCUCCCCUCCCUGCACCUCCCUUUCUUUCUCCGUGCCUCUCCUUUGCUCCCUCCCUGCCCCCGCCUGCCCAUGCCCCUGUCUUUGGUUUCUCCCCUCCCUGCCCCACGUUUCUUCCCUCCCUGAGAUCACCUUGUACCCCCUCUGCCCCUCCCUUGUUCUCCCCGCACCCAUUGCUUCUCCCCUCCCUGCCCUUGAUUUCCCGCACCCCUGCCCUUGUUUCCUACCAUCCAUGCCCCUCGUUUCCCCUCUUUGUACGUUCACCCUCUUCCCUCCCUGCCCCUCCCUUCCUCCCCCCCUGCCCUUUGCUUUCCCCUCCCCCUGCCCGUUGCUGCCCCUCCCCUUGCCCCCUCAACUCCCCUGCCCCCCGUACACCCCACUCCCGUCCAACCGCCCCCACCCUCCCCCGGCUGCCCGUUUCCGCUCUCCACCCCCGCGACCGUGUGCGGCUUCCAACCGCCCAACGGUGUCACACCCCCUGCCCCCUCAUGCCAUCCGCUCCCCCCGCCCCUACCCUCCGCGUGCCCGCUCCCUCGCCGCCUCUUUUGACCCUCCCUGCCCCCCUCGCCGUUACCCACCGCUCGCCAUUCGCUCCUCCCCGCCCGUGCCCUCCCCUCGUUUACCUUCGCCUCCCCCCUCCCCUCCUCUGCUGCACGCCUCUUCCUUCCCCUCGCUAACCCACUCCACUCCCUGCCCCUCCUCAAUCCGCACCCUGCCCCUCGUUUCUCGCCCCCCUAUGCUUGGUUUCUCCCCCCCUGCCCUUUGCUUUCCCCUCGUUACGCUCCCUUCUCCCCAUCCCUGCUGCCCUCUUACCACCAUCAGCCCCCCCUGCCCGUUGCUGCCCCUCCCCUUGCCCCCUCAACUCCCCUGCCCCCCGUACACCCCACUCCCGUCCAACCGCCCCCACCCUCCCCCGGCUGCCCGUUUCCGCUCUCCACCCCCGCGACCGUGUGCGGCUUCCAACCGCCCAACGGUGUCACACCCCCUGCCCCCUCAUGCCAUCCGCUCCCCCCGCCCCUACCCUCCGCGUGCCCGCUCCCUCGCCGCCUCUUUUGACCCUCCCUGCCCCCCUCGCCGUUACCCACCGCUCGCCAUUCGCUCCUCCCCGCCCGUGCCCUCCCCUCGUUUACCUUCGCCUCCCCCCUCCCCUCCUCUGCUGCACGCCUCUUCCUUCCCCUCGCUAACCCACUCCACUCCCUGCCCCUCCUCAAUCCGCACCCUGCCCCUCGUUUCUCGCCCCCCUAUGCUUGGUUUCUCCCCCCCUGCCCUUUGCUUUCCCCUCGUUACGCUCCCUUCUCCCCAUCCCUGCUGCCCUCUUACCACCAUCAGCCC